This is a messenger RNA of Osmia lignaria (orchard mason bee), 3157 nucleotides long. RefSeq names its product retinal homeobox protein Rx1. Gene Ontology annotation, biological process: positive regulation of transcription by RNA polymerase II. Gene Ontology annotation, molecular function: RNA polymerase II cis-regulatory region sequence-specific DNA binding; DNA-binding transcription factor activity, RNA polymerase II-specific. Lineage: Eukaryota; Metazoa; Arthropoda; Insecta; Hymenoptera; Megachilidae. The record is from RefSeq and is a predicted model, not a curated record.
GAGUAGUUGUGUGCUACUACAACAAAGGCCACCCCGCUGCUGCUUGGCCAACCGACUAGUCCUCGUUGGCACGACGCACGCUCAACAACUUCCACCUUAGCCGGCCGACUAUUACUAUUUUAUUUCCCUCUGGCCCACCGUGACUGACUUGUCUCGCCUCUUCCACGGACUUUCGACUUUUCAUCCACACCGAUCGACCUUUCAAGGGGUUUCUAGAUCGACCAUACACCGUGAACACUAUUUACAAAAUCAGGGAUAAAGAAUGGUUCGUCGAGGGUAGAGUCUUGUGAUGAUACCGGAGAUGUUUACACUGAUCCAUCUGAUAUUGAAUAGUGUUGAAGAAAUUGGAGCUUAAUAAUCAGUGUCGUGUGGCAAGGAUCAGUCAUGGAACGCGGUUGGAGUAAACGGUACCGUUGUCAGGAUCGUGUGCCUCUUCGCGUGGAAAUUGUCGUUCAUUAAAGAUACUCUGAUUAGAGACGCUUUGUGGACAGUAAUUAACAAGAUAGUGACAGAAGAAUCGAGUGUUCAAGAGGACAUUUUUAACAGAAACAAACAUCGCCACGUGGUAGGGGGUGAAAUCUUGGAAAAUGCAUUUUCUAGUCGAAGACACGUGUCCUGGACAAUCGUUUCGUGCGUCGAUUCAGCACUAGCGCGUUUGCGAAGGAUCAUUCGACGGAUCCUUUCCUCACUGGCGAUCUAAAUAGCGGGCGAUCGAGUUUCUGGAUUUUCUACGAUGGAUUCGCAGCAGCUCGUUGAUACAGCCUCUCAGAAUAGCCAGGACAUCGUCCUGCCGAAACCAGCGAGUAGCACACCCAGGCACAGCAUCGACGCGAUCCUUGGACUUGCAAAUAACAAAAGGAGCCAUCAAGAGAUGGAGGAUAACGCUCGAGACAGCCAGGAAAACACUGGUGAGAACAGCUGCAACUCCACCGGCGGCGGCAGCGACGAGGAACUCGGCACAGGCUGCGGGGACGAUUUAAACGGGAACGGCGGCAAGAAGAAGCAUCGUCGAAACAGGACGACCUUCACCACCUACCAGCUGCACGAGCUCGAGAGGGCCUUCGAGAAGUCUCAUUAUCCGGACGUGUACUCCAGGGAGGAGCUCGCUGCAAAAGUCAGUCUUCCGGAAGUGCGCGUCCAGGUCUGGUUUCAGAAUAGGCGAGCAAAAUGGCGUAGACAGGAGAAGAUGGAAGCCGCGAGACUCGGCCUCAGCGAGUAUCACCACGCGGCAAAUAUGAGUUUAUUGUUGUGUCGCAGAAACGUGGCCGGGCCGGCACUGGGUUUACCUGGGGAUCCUUGGCUCACUCCCCCAGGACUAUUAAACGCCCUUCCUGGUUUCUUGGCUGCGCCUCACACGGGAUAUCCUAGUUAUCUAACGUCCCCGAGACGAUUGCCGUCGCCACCGAACGUUGCCACCGUCGCGAACACCGUGCCAGGAACCCUAACCGGAGGGAUGACGAGUAUAGGAAGCGGUGGUCACGUUCCCGCAGCGCCUCCCAGUCCUCCAGGACACGAUCCACGCACAACCAGCAUCCAGGCUCUGAGAAUGCGAGCCAAGGAACACGUUGAAAGCAUUACCAAAGGGUUGCAAAUGGUCUGAAGUUUAACGUACAACCGAGGAAGGCAAGAAAUCGAAUUCGAGCGUGCCAUAGCCGCGCAUUUAACACCGCGGGCGUGACCGGAAGCAAAACUACUCUACCUUCGACCCUUCAACCGCGGAGAAUGUCCAGUAGAAGCCAGACAGAUCGACAAACACGUUCCAUCGUUCCUUUUUCUAGCUGGUGAACGAAUAGUCAAUCCCUGGAAUCGUUUAUUGGUUAUCGAAAGAGUACCUAGGAGCUCGACGAGAAAAGGACGAUUAACGCACGUUCGAGACGAUUCUCGAUGGUAAUCGAGAAGCAGCAGGCUGGUCCGAUUAUUACCUGGCUGAUUGGUAAAUGAAAUUUAUUCGAGUUCAUCGAUCACAGCAAGAGGAUGAUUCUUUGGUUCUAUGGAGACGCUCGUCGAUGUUCUAUUUGUUUGGAUGAUAAAAAGAGAACCUAGUUGAUAAUAGUGCAAUAAACGAACAGAAACAUGGUCAGACUUUUCGUAGUGUUGAGGGAGGAGAGUAGGUGUAAGGUCCAGAGACGAUCCUUCUUGGUUAGCAGCAAGAAUUACCAAGGACUUCCUGAGCUCAGUAAGUAAUAUGUUACGUAUAGUUCUAAUCGAAGGGGUCAAAAGAGAAAAUAAUGUUCUUUCGAAUGUGAUGAGGAGACAUUUUAUUUGAAAUGAAAAUCUUGAACGUUGAAAUUCGAUUUGACUUUAACAUUAGCAUAAUUGUUUGAUAAUCAUGUACGGAGCCAGCUGAACAGCGACACGGUGACACGUGUGCUAUUUUAUUAACAAUAUUUGUCGCUUGUCCUUAUCUGACGACAAGCGACGGAGCAUAUGUAAAAAUAAUGCAAUUCGAUUUUAUCUCGAGCAGAAUCAAGCGUCGAGUGUGCUAUAUUUAAAAAAAAGAAUGCUCUUCCUGAAUUUGCUAUCGAAUCGUUCGAUCGUGAAAUUAAAAUCGGACUGGAUCGAAGUGCGACAAACACUGACAGACUAAAAACCACAGGCGAACUGGCCAGGGGUAGUUGGAAAAAACUCUCAGUGGACCGAUAGAGAUUUUGAGCCUAAUUAAUUAAAAUUAGGGUCCGUAAUGUCACUAAUCAACCGGUAAAAAUUCCAGUUCGCUCGUGGACUAAACCCAAUAUUUCUUGUAGUAUAGAGACUCGAGGUGCAGACAGCGCAUUUUGGCAUAAACAAUAUUCUGCAGUAUUAAUACGUUAAGGUGAAGAAUUGUGCAUAAGUACGUAAUAAAUGACUACGGUAUGCAAAUUCGAUCGCAUGGAAGAGGGCUGGCCAGACGAAUUCUAAGCUGGAGAUAUUUUCAGUAAAAAAGAAAAAAAAGAAAUAGAAAUAGAAAUAUUGUUUAUUAGUUGAAAAAUUAAUAAAUACACCCGAAUUUUUUUAAUGAAAAUUCUUUGAGCAUCGUCUUCUGUCAGUCAUUUUCCAUGCGUGUGAAACAGAAAACAAGUAGAGGGUGAAGAAAGAACGUAGACAGUUACCCACCCCCGAACGUCUAUUUGUAUAUAUACCUGCUCGUGGUAAAAUAAAAUUUGAUGUACAUAUUUAA